AUGGUUGAUUAUAAUAGGAGAGGACAACUUAUAAAGGAUUCAGGAGGGUUAUUAGGUUCCUGGUUAGGUUCCUUGAGCUGCGAUCUAAACAUCUUACCAAUUAACUACACUGAUUGGAGGAAAGUUCCUGCAUACAGGAAGGAUAUGGCCUGGAAAGUGAUUCAGAAAAAGUUUUGGUUUGAUAAUCCUAUUAAAAGGAGAAAAUAUGUGAUAUCAACUUUAGGAGCGAGAUGUAAAGACUUGAAGCGACGUCUGUGGAAGAAGUAUAGGAGAAAUACGCAUUUUGGUCAUGAGCAUUCAGGACGUGUUCGAUUCAUAGGCCAUGGUCCAACGCCGUCUAAAUACUUCUCAAGUUUGGACUCUACAUCAGUUAACAUGGAGAUGGUUGAGUUUAAGUUAUUAGUGAAGAGUUUCGUUGGCAAAGUUGAUAUUGUUGCAAGUGCUCUUCAAGUUUUGAUUGAAUCCAGAUGCAAAUUUCAAGUGUCUGAGACAGAUGAAAACAAGCUUGACAUUCUUAAGCAAGCUCAGAACAUAUCUAAGACGAUAGUGAACUUGUGUAUCAAUUCAAGAGGAGGUACAUGUUUCCUGUCUUCAAAGGAUGCUUCUAAAGAUGCUCACACGGGUGAGUAUAUCUUCCAAUACAUUGACAAAUGUAUUGAGGAAAUAGGAGCUGAUAAGGUGGUUCAAGCCGUGAUAGAUAAUGCCACCAAUAACGUUUCAGCUACAAGAUUGCUUAGACAGAAGAGGCCAAAUAUCUUCUGGUCUAGUUGUGCUGCUCACACAGUGGAUCUCAUGCUUGAAGGGAUUUCCAAGCUACCAGGAUAA
Molecule: messenger RNA, 825 nt
Organism: Microthlaspi erraticum
Lineage: Eukaryota; Viridiplantae; Streptophyta; Magnoliopsida; Brassicales; Brassicaceae
Source: the annotation of a GenBank genome assembly